Molecule: messenger RNA, 497 nt
Organism: Fopius arisanus
Lineage: Eukaryota; Metazoa; Arthropoda; Insecta; Hymenoptera; Braconidae
Product: transcription factor che-1-like
Exons: 2
Coding region: 63-323 (86 amino acids)
Source: RefSeq, a predicted model, not a curated record
GAACCACGACCAAAUCAUCCAAGAAGAUCCUUCACUAGAAAAAAAAAAGCUCUGAAUAAAGCAUGACCCCUGAAGCUAAUCAACCGUGGAACAGCGGUCACCAGGGACUUGGAGGAUUGGAGAAUGCCAAACCCUUUCCCUGUCCACAAUGUGUGAGAUCAUACGGCAGUAAAAGUGCUCUAAAUCGUCAUCUGAGAGAAGAGUGUGGAAUGCCCCGACAGCAUAUCUGUUAUUUAUGUUCAAGCGCCUUCUCGCAACGUUGCAAUCUCCAUCGACACGUUUCAACAGUUCAUGCACGCGAUUCAAAACCACCCAAUUUAUGAUAAUCGCCUUCUUGUCAAUGAACGUGGACGAUAACAUUGAAACGAGGGUUUGAAAUCCUCAGCGAGCUUUGAAAGUUAUUGAAUGUAACUAUAGUUUUUCUACGUGUUAAUAAACUCAGUUGAUUGUCUAUUAGGAAGGCAUUUGCAUCAUCUCCUCUGUCCUCAACUCCAUCG